AUGGUCAAGCUCUUCGCAUCGGCUUUCUACACCGCAACUGCCCUUCUUACGGCGGUGCACGCUUGCGUCUGGGAGUCGUCCGGGGACGUCGUCGGCAACCUGACGCUGUACUGUGCCGACGUGGCCACGGGUGCUCGCUUGGAGCCGACAAGCACGACCGCGCCCAUGGUGUCGGUUGACGCGCGCGAUGCGCUUCAAGUGGUGGUACGGGCGGACGCGACCCAAGAGAUUCUCAACGCCGACGCCAGCGACUGGACCACCGCGUACAAUGCGACCGUUGCCGCACCGGCGUCCGGUGGCUACUCGGUCGUAUUGGUCUGCGGCAAGCCUGACGGUGGCGCGUGCCACGUCUCGUACGGACUGCAAUGGGCAUCGCCCGUGCCAGUCCGCCGCGCGUUGGCUACAGAAACGGGUUGUUACUUCUCGGGCAGCUACACGACGGGGUUCACGGACCCCAAUCUUGUCUUUACGUGCAACAACGUACAGCCGGGCUUUCUGGUGUCAAUAGUCAGCUCCAGCUCGGACAAGUUCUUCACUGCCUUCUUUGACGCAUCCAACUAUGCGCGCUACAAGAGCGGCGGCACCGGCACGUGCCUCAACACCGGCUGCGCUACCAUCUAUAGCGCUGAAUCGACGACUUCGGCGGUCGUGGUUACCAGCUCGGGGUCCUACACUCUCGUGAUCCGCUGCCAAAACUCGAUGUCUCGUUGCACCGUCAACGCGGACAUCUACUUCCAUACGAAAGCGCCCGCCGUCUAUAUGGGAUGCAGCUUCUCCGGCAACUUUGCCGCAGACUUUGCGUACAUUUUCGUCUGCGACAGCGUGCAGCCGGGGGUGUUUACGCCCACGGUCUCGUCUGCGUCCGACAGCUUUAGCGUCACCAUCUUUGACGGAGCCAACUACGCGCGGUACAUCAGCGAUGAAGACGGCUAUUGUGCCAAUGCUGACUGCCUGGACAUCUACACCGCGCAGUCGUACACCAAGAGCCUCAACAUUGGUCGCUCUGGUACAUACGCCGUCGUCGUUGAAUGCCACAACUCCGACGGGGACUGCAACUUUAGCGGCACCAUCAACUUCAAUACCGGCGCAGCGUUGACGCCCACGCCAGGCGCCACGACACCCAGUGGCGCGAGCUCGACGUGCCCCGUCCCUGGCACGUACCUGAGCACGGACAUGCGUCUGGAGCUCUCGAGCUCCGGGACCUUUGCCCAGACCAACGACGGCGGCAACGGCGUCACGUGCGCAACGACGGGGGCGUACGAGGUCUCGGGCCAAAAGGCGUCCUUCACCGUGUCGACUGUCUCGGCCGAGUGUCGAAGCCGUUAUACAAUCAACCAAAAGUACUCGGUGCCCUUCUCGUUCUCGAGCAGCUGCCAGCAACUCACGCUCAUCGACGCCACCAAGACGUGGACGCUGCAGCGAGUGUCCAGCGCGCCCAUGGCCAGUGUGACCAUGCUGCUUGCUGUGCUCCUCGCGUGGUGCGCGCUCUAG
This is a messenger RNA of Saprolegnia parasitica CBS 223.65, 1491 nucleotides long. RefSeq lists its product as hypothetical. The record is from RefSeq and is a predicted model, not a curated record. Bases 1 to 1491 code for a protein of 496 amino acids. NCBI's taxonomy places the organism in Eukaryota, Oomycota, Saprolegniomycetes, Saprolegniales, Saprolegniaceae. The transcript has a single exon.